AUGGUCAAUUCCUUUUCGUCAAAGCUCGUGACUCACGUGCUGUCCGAAGGUGGGCCGCUUGGCGGGCACAGUUUGUCCGCUGCCAACGGGGUUUGGGUUGAUCAGAGUCACCGCUUCAAGCCCACUUUCAGAGAAAUUAUCCAUAAUUCUUACAAGGCUGCUUUCAAUCAUGUUGAUUUUCAAUCUAAGCGGUCUGAGGGAGGAAUUGAUGUAAAAGAAGAUAGCACCAAGCUAGCAAUAUGUUGCAGGUGCUCACCGAGCGCUUUUCAAGGAACUAUGGAAGGUGUAAAGAAGCUGAUGAAGAAACAAUAUAAUGAAGAACUGAAGAAAAAUCUCUUCUAUCACUACAUGGACAUAUAUGCCUAA
This is a messenger RNA of Erythranthe guttata (spotted monkey flower), 366 nucleotides long. Its product is annotated as serpin-ZX-like. The record is from RefSeq and is a predicted model, not a curated record. NCBI's taxonomy places the organism in Eukaryota, Viridiplantae, Streptophyta, Magnoliopsida, Lamiales, Phrymaceae.